Molecule: messenger RNA, 526 nt
Organism: Symbiodinium sp. CCMP2456
Lineage: Eukaryota; Dinophyceae; Suessiales; Symbiodiniaceae
Source: the annotation of a GenBank genome assembly
GCGCUGUGAGGCGACGUGCCAGGUUGACGUGGGAGGAGGCCAGCGUUCUGCAGCAGUUCUGUCACCUUACCUACCAGAUGCGAAGCAGGUCAGCUUCACGUCGGCCUUAUCGGAGCCCGCAGAGGACCAGCGCGUCGCUUCCCUGAUCCGCACGGCGGUGGCCAUCCUCAGCCGGGGAAUCGCAGUCUCCGACGUCCAGGUGCUCCAGCAAGCGUCGGGGCGACUUCUGUGGAUUGAUUUCACUGAGGCGGUCCGCCUUCAGAUUGUCGGUGGCUCCCAGGAGAGCUUGUCGGUGAAGCAUCCGAGCUUCAGCCGCAGCUUCGAGACGAGCGAGGCCGCGGCACUGAGCUUCGUGGCCGAGGUCUUUGCCCUGGUUCCUGCCAGCUCCCGUGGGGCUGCGCUCCGUGCCCUUCGCGUGGCGGUCUGUGAGACGAAAGGCCCAGGAGCCAUCUACAACAAGCUCUGGGGUGAAAUGCCGUGGCUCGAGGAUGGUGCGGAUGUGGACCUGAGCUGCGAAGCGGGAUGA